AGCCUUCUCCAGCUUCAGUAGUCGAGUGCUGUGCGGCGAGAAGACAUCCAUCAACAAGAAUAGCAAAAAUAAGAGAGAGAAGGGGGUAAAAGACCUACACAAUAAGAUAACAACGAUAAGCGCCGUCCGGACAACCAGGCAGGGGAACCACCUGACGAACCCACGAUCUCCAUACCCUCCAGAGGACCUUCUGGAAGCACUCGCACGUCCUCCUCCGUCAGGAUGGGAGCCGAAGCAGACCCCAACGCCAAGAAGGAGACGCCCCAGGAUCCCAAGAAGGGGUCGUUCGUCUCCAAGAAGCUCGUGAGGAUCGUGACGGUGAUAGCCUACGUCUCCGCAGUCUCCGGGGCAGGAUUCUUGCUCUCGGUCUACUACAUAUUCCUGUGGGACCCUCAGAUCAAGGGCGUGCGGCCCCCGGGCUACCUGCAGAGCGGAGAGAUGAUCGGCAUGCCCCAGGCGAGAGUGGCGUCCGUCCCCGAAGCCUUGAAGGGAGGCGUGCCCAUCCCGUACCCGCACAAGAUGUCUAAGGAGUUCAUGGAUGCCUACUACAGGAACGCCACCGAGGAGAGAGGUGGGUAAAGGAGGCAAGGGCGGGUGACU
Penaeus monodon (black tiger shrimp) is the source of this 600-nucleotide messenger RNA. RefSeq lists its product as uncharacterized. The record is from RefSeq and is a predicted model, not a curated record. The transcript has a single exon. The coding region runs from base 223 to 579 and encodes 118 amino acids. Lineage: Eukaryota; Metazoa; Arthropoda; Malacostraca; Decapoda; Penaeidae.